This is a messenger RNA of Penicillium vulpinum, 3744 nucleotides long. Its product is annotated as 3'-5' exonuclease. Gene Ontology annotation, biological process: nucleobase-containing compound metabolic process. Gene Ontology annotation, molecular function: 3'-5' exonuclease activity; nucleic acid binding. NCBI's taxonomy places the organism in Eukaryota, Fungi, Ascomycota, Eurotiomycetes, Eurotiales, Aspergillaceae. The coding region runs from base 1 to 3744 and encodes 1247 amino acids. Gene Ontology annotation, cellular component: cytoplasm; nucleus. The transcript has 3 exons. The record is from RefSeq and is a predicted model, not a curated record.
AUGCCAAUACGGCCAAGUAUUUUAGCAAGUCGGAAGGCCCGAUCUUCGAUUGCAAAACAUAGCGGUCAUCUCGAUGGACCACUGCGAUGGGGGCUCUCCGAGCGGAGGCGUGGCCUCGAUACUUGCACACGAUCUGUCUCAAGGCUCCGAGAUGUGUCUUUACCGAAUACAAGCUCCUUGUACAUUCUUCCCAUGACCUCCCAAUCAAAGCGGAACUUUUCCAAUACUCCUCGCAAAGAAAGCAUAUGGGAUGAAGUCGACGAAGUCCCAGACCAAAAACCCGUGCAACGAUUUCCAGACCGGCCGGCUGGUGCGCGCUCUACUAUCGUAUACCGAGACUUAGGCAGCUUGGUUCGGUUACGAGUAGAAGUGAAAGAUCGAGUCUCUGGACGUCUGCGCAUUAUGAGGCAGCUCAAUUCGCUGCCUCCAUAUGAGGAAUUUGUUGACAGUUUUAUCGAAUUGAAGUACAAAUACAUCGAUGACCUUGUUGUUGAAUCCGCCAAGGCCACCCAGGAAUGCAUCGAAACCACUCAAAAAUGUGUGACUGAAUGGGAAAGCCGGACAAAACUCAUCCGCGCACACAUUGAAACUAUGAUCUCAGAAGCCACGGAUUCAGUUCUACAAGCAGAAAAAACCACUCAAAAGUAUAUCGCUGAAGUGCAACGUGUUUCAACUUCCAUACUAGACCGAAUACGGACUGCUGUCGCGAAAGCAAAGAAUACCGGUCGAAUGAUUGAUCAUGAUUUCUGCUGCAUUGUUUUUGCCAGAACUCCAGAAUGGGAAAGAAAGCUGGAAAUAUACGACCAGACGAUUCGUGGUUGGCAGAAGGCUGUUCGUACAGCUCAAAUAACACACUUGGAAUCUCAGAUCACCAUUUUUGAGGAAUCCAUGCGUGAGUUGAGAGACACGCUCAACAACGACUACCUAAGACCUCAGGAUACAUCAAGAAGUCGAAUUGAUCGAGUUCUUCAUCAAAGUGAACUGAUUCAUACGAACUACGAGGAGUUGCGACUGCGAUCCAAUAAGACACAAGAUAUUUCCAUCAGGAACCUGUGCUCGGAGCUUCAAAGAUACUCGGACCUUCGCCCCAACGAUAAAUGGGUGUUUGGUCAGUACAAAGAAAUCUUUGAGCAGAGUUAUGCCGAUAUUCGUAAAUGUGCACAUGAGCAUCGUUCAUUCUGGCUCAGAAGGCAAAUGACUUUCCAUCCGCUUCGACAAAGUGAACUAUGGAAUCUACAGGAUUUCAUGGUGGCGGCUUCGUCCGCACGUUCCCCUAAAGCUACUGACAGGCGUAUCUUACUUGCGCUUGCACUGGGGGCCCCAAAGAACUCACCGGCGAGCGAAUACUUCAACAAAAGUCCACUCCUGAUAUCCAACAAGAUCUAUCUCCAAUACAAGCGUCUUUGGAUGCCAAAACCAGCACGCAGCCCUGAGCUACAUAUCUACUGGCGACAGUUGGAUGCAAUAGCGCCACUGCGCAUGGUCGAUGUCAUGACAUGGCGGCUUCAAAAUGAAAUUUGGUACCUUCACCGCAGCCUCAGAGGCGAUGUUGGGGCAUUGUGGGAUUGGCUCCCUCGGGAAAAUCUGCGACAGGCUCUUUUAAACAUUCCCAACUGGGGCAUAGAAUUCCAGAAACAUCGCAGCGAUCUUCGAAGGAUGAUCGGUGAGUAUGUACAUUUAAACUGGCUGCGUCUCCGAUCGGAAACCUUGCUACACUCGGCGGGAGAACCUGUCUAUCUUGCUGGAAAGUUCGAAGUCCCCAAUCCAAUGAGCCAGAAUAUCCAUGGCUUCAAGCAAUGGACCUAUCGCAUGGGUCAGAUCACUUCUGACGCCCAUGUCAUCUUAACCGCCAUACGACAAACGCAACAGGAGUGGGAAUCCAUCCACAGCAAGAUUGAGAGCACGCUUCAGCAGGGUCCUUUCGCCAACCUCCGGUUUUUAGAACUAGGUUCUUCGACGAAGAAGCCCAGGCGCAAGAAGGGACGAGCGGAAUCCAAAUCUUCCAUUUCCAAGGCUGCGUUUCUCAAAUUAUCUCAAAGCCGUCUUUCGAGAUAUACCAAAGUACAACAGUCGGGCCUUCCCGAGUCUCCGCGUCCCAGUCAGGACAUUGAGGAGCACAGGAAGCUUUUGGCGGGCCCCAAGCGUGCUUUCAGAAUGAGAAGAAAAAGGCUGGAGCGGAAAGCGAAACGACAGCAUGCAGCCAAAUUAGCUGUUAGCCAAGAUAGUGAAGAGAAAGGCCGCCUUGGACACAAACUGUCAUCCGAUCCUUCAGCAAUAAAAGCCGAGGACCGCACAACAGAGGGCAAGCUUACAUCCAAGCCACUCCCGGUUGACGCGCCUACCAGUCAGGACAGUCACGCUAUUCACAAGCCAUCACCUACACUCUGGAAGACAAGACCCAGGAGCCCCGACACGCCUAAGUUCAAACCAUCCCUAGUUUAUACACCUCCUAGUCAGAUAACUCAGGAAGGGAGCCAGGUUCUUCCGAAGCCACCGCCCACACCCUGGAAAACAAAAUCCAGGAGCCCCGACACGCCUAAAUUCAAACCAUCCCUAGUUUAUACGCCUCCUAGUCAGAGAACUCAGGAAGGGAGCCAGGUCCUUCCGAAGUCACCACCCAUGCUCUCGGAUAGCAAAGAGGUGAGCCUCAGCAGGGAGCCACGCCCUGAUAAUGUCCGUCCCCCAAUUCCUAGAGGAACCAGCAAUGAAUACCCAGGCACACGGAUACACAAUGGAGUACGACCGGCAACUAUGCUGCCGAGGAAACCAUUCGCUAAACCAGAACGGAAUCAUGGGAGAAAGUACAGCACGGAUGCAAUUCUCUACCAAACAAAACCUCAGCAAAGCGACGGUGUCAGUGAUGAUUCCCUUCCUGAACGGCCACUUGAAAACCAUAUGUCCUCGGUCCCAGAUGCCACGACCGGAGAUGUACCAGGAUCCAGUCAAGAAAAUCUUACCACAGAUGAACCAACUCCAUCUUCAGAUAUAGGUUCCAGUGCCAAUCCUACAACCCCCCAAUUCUGGAGCCAUAGUUCACAGCAAAGUCCCGAUGGCCGGAAACUCAUCGUGCAUUAUUGCCGGACCCUUCAAAGCACCGAAGAAGCCGUGCAACACUUCCUCGGGAGCAAAGUCAUUGGAUUCGACAUGGAAUGGAAAGCUCAAGCAUCCGGCUGGGACAGCAUUCAGAGCAACGUCUCGGUGAUCCAAAUCGCAAACGAGGAGCGUAUCGCCAUCUUCCAGGUUGCACUUUUCAAGCCUGCACGUUCUCUGGAGGACUUAGUUUCCCCGUCAUUGAAACGCCUCAUUGAAUCGCCCGAUGUCAUGAAAGUGGGCGUUUCAAUCAAGGCAGACUGCACCCGGCUGCGCAAGUACCUCGGCAUCGAUGCCAGAGCCACCUUCGAGCUCAGCCAUUUGUACAAACUGAUCAAAUACGGCAAAGACAAUCCCAAAUUGGUGAACAAGAGGGGCGUCAAUCUCAGCGAACAAAUCAAUGAGCAUUUCGGUCUUCCUCUCGAGAAAAGUGAUGAUGUCCGUUGCGGUGAUUGGACCCGGGCUUUGAAUUAUCGUCAGGUUCAAUAUGCUGCUACUGAUCCUUAUGCUUGCGUUCGUCUGUUUCAUACCAUGGAGGCGAAAAGACUAGCCAUACAGCCAGUGCCGCCUCGUCCCGCGUACGCUGAACUCAAUCAGCCCAUUAUUCUUCCACUUGGACAAGCAGUCAAUAGCGAGGAGGACCCAUUGAUCUGA